Rhinopithecus roxellana (golden snub-nosed monkey) is the source of this 4440-nucleotide messenger RNA. RefSeq names its product ATPase 13A4 (gene ATP13A4). Gene Ontology annotation, molecular function: ATP hydrolysis activity; ATPase-coupled monoatomic cation transmembrane transporter activity; P-type ion transporter activity. Gene Ontology annotation, biological process: intracellular calcium ion homeostasis; polyamine transmembrane transport. NCBI's taxonomy places the organism in Eukaryota, Metazoa, Chordata, Mammalia, Primates, Cercopithecidae. The coding region runs from base 174 to 3851 and encodes 1225 amino acids. Gene Ontology annotation, cellular component: late endosome membrane. The record is from RefSeq and is a predicted model, not a curated record. The transcript has 31 exons.
AUUGUCGUUUGUUGAGAGAAGGUGUGUGCUCAAGGAGGAGUUUUAACCUGGAGGAUCAUUAACUCUUUUAGUCAGCUGAGGAGGUGCGGUGGCUCAGUGGCUCGGCGAGUUGGAGUUCGUCCUGGAAGCAUCUGCCCAGCAAGGUCAGGGAGGAGGUGUGGAAUAACUCUUUCAUGGGACACUUUGAGAAGGGCCAGCACGCUCUGCUCAAUGAAGGAGAAGAGAAUGAGAUGGAGAUAUUUGGCUAUCGGACUCAAGGCUGCCGGAAAAGUCUCUGCCUUGCCGGAUCCAUCUUCUCAUUUGGAAUCCUCCCCUUGGUGUUUUACUGGAGACCAGCGUGGCAUGUAUGGGCACAUUGUGUCCCAUGUUCCUUGCAAGAAGCAGACACUGUGUUGCUGAGGACAACAGAUGAAUUCCAAAUUUACUCUUGGAAAAAGGUGAUAUGGAUCUACCUGUCAGCAUUAAACAGCGCAUUUGGUCUCACUCCUGACCACCCUCUCAUUACAGAUGAGGAGUAUAUCAUAAGUAGAGCCAUAAGAAAGCCAGACCUAAAGGUGAGAUGCAUAAAAGUGCAGAAAAUAAGAUAUGUUUGGAACUACUUAGAAGGACAGUUCCAGAAAAUUGGCUCUUUGGAAGACUGGCUCAGUUCUGCCAAGAUACAUCAAAAAUUUGGAUCAGGCUUGACAAGAGAAGAACAAGAGAUUAGGAGGUUAAUAUGUGGGCCUAAUACUAUCGAUGUUGAAGUUACACCAGUUUGGAAACUGCUCAUCAAGGAGGUUCUAAAUCCAUUUUAUAUAUUUCAACUCUUCAGUGUCUGUUUGUGGUUUAGUGAAGACUAUAAGGAAUAUGCUUUUGCCAUCAUAAUCAUGUCCAUAAUUUCCAUAUCUUUGACAGUAUAUGAUCUCAGAGAGCAAUCUGUAAAACUCCACCAUCUAGUCGAGUCACAUAAUAGCAUUACAGUCUCUGUGUGUGGGAGAAAAGCUGGAGUUCAAGAGCUGGAAUCACACGUCCUGGUGCCUGGAGAUUUAUUAAUUUUGACAGGGAACAAAGUGCUAAUGCCAUGUGAUGCCAUUCUGAUUGAAGGCAGCUGUGUGGUGGAUGAAGGCCUGCUGACAGGAGAAAGUAUUCCAGUCACCAAAACUCCGUUACCCAAGAUGGAUAGCUCUGUGCCCUGGAAAACACAGAGUGAAGCAGAUUACAAACGGCAUGUCCUCUUCUGUGGAACAGAGGUUAUCCAGGCCAAGGCAGCUUGCUCUGGGACCGUGAGAGCAGUGGUACUGCAGACUGGAUUCAACACUGCAAAGGGAGACCUUGUGAGAUCCAUUCUCUACCCCAAGCCAAUGAAUUUUAAGUUGUACAGGGAUGCCAUCAGGUUCCUCCUGUGCCUUGUAGGAACAGCCACCAUUGGGAUGAUCUAUACUCUGUGUGUCUAUGUGCUUAGCGGGGAACCUCCAGAGGAGGUGGUGAGGAAAGCCCUUGACGUCAUCACAAUUGCAGUUCCUCCUGCUCUCCCUGCUGCUCUGACCACAGGCAUUAUCUAUGCCCAGAGGAGGCUGAAGAAGAGAGGCAUCUUCUGCAUUAGCCCCCAGAGGAUCAAUGUGUGUGGACAGUUAAACCUUGUCUGCUUUGACAAGACAGGCACCUUAACAAGGGAUGGCUUGGACCUCUGGGGAGUCGUGUCCUGUGAUAGGAAUGGCUUUCAGGAAGUUCACAGCUUUGCCUCAGGCCAGGCUGUGCCAUGGGGCCCAGUGUGUGCGGCGAUGGCCAGCUGCCACUCUCUGAUCCUUCUUGAUGGGACCAUCCAGGGAGACCCUCUGGACCUCAAAAUGUUUGAAGCCACCACCUGGGAAAUGGCUUUUUCUGGGGACGAUUUCCACAUCAAGGGAGUGCCGGCACAUGCCAUGGUGGUUAAGCCCUGCAGAACAGCCAGCCAGGUCCCAGUGGAAGGAAUCGCAAUCCUGCAUCAGUUCCCAUUCUCAUCAGCUCUGCAAAGAAUGACAGUCAUUGUCCAAGAGAUGGGAGGUGACAGACUGGCAUUCAUGAAAGGUGCACCAGAGAGGGUGGCCAGCUUUUGCCAACCUGAGACAGUACCCACUAGUUUUGCUAGUGAGCUUCAGAUUUACACGACACAGGGCUUUCGAGUCAUAGCACUGGCCUACAAGAAGCUGGAAAAUGGCCACCACACCACCGCCUUGACGAGGGAGACGGUCGAAUCAGACCUGAUAUUUCUGGGGCUGCUGAUCUUGGAGAAUCGAUUGAAGGAAGAGACAAAACCUGUCUUGGAAGAGCUCAUCUCAGCCCAGAUAAGGACUGUAAUGAUCACAGGUGACAAUCUUCAGACUGCAAUAACAGUGGCCAGAAAAUCUGGAAUGGUUUCUGAAAGCCAGAAAGUCAUUCUCAUUGAGGCAAAUGAAACCAACGGGUCCUCAUCAGCAUCUAUAUCUUGGACAUUAGUAGAAGAGAAGAAACACAUUACGUAUGGGAAUCAGGAUAAUUACAUUAACAUCAGGGAUGAAGUCUCUGAUAAUGGCAGAGAAGGAAGUUACCAUUUUGCCCUAACUGGAAAAUCCUUUCAUGUUAUAAGUCAACAUUUUAGCAGCCUACUGCCAAAGAUACUGAUCAAUGGGACCAUCUUUGCAAGAAUGUCUCCUGGGCAGAAGUCCAGUCUGGUGGAAGAAUUUCAGAAACUGGAUUACUUUGUAGGUAUGUGUGGUGACGGAGCCAAUGACUGUGGGGCUCUGAAAAUGGCUCAUGUGGGCAUCUCUUUAUCAGAGCAGGAGGCAUCUGUGGCCUCACCUUUCACUUCCAAAACUCCAAACAUUGAGUGCGUACCUCACCUUAUCAAGGAAGGACGUGCAGCUCUCGUUACCUCCUUUUGCAUGUUUAAGUACAUGGCCCUGUACAGCAUGAUUCAGUAUGUUGGUGUUCUGCUGCUCUACUGGGAGACAAACAGCCUUUCAAAUUACCAGUUUCUGUUCCAGGAUCUGGCCAUCACAACUCUUAUUGGUGUAACAACCUUAAGAAACCACUAUUCUGGUCGGGCGCUGUGGCUCAAGCCUGUAAUCCCAGCACUUUGGGAGGCCGAGACGGGCGGAUCACAAGUGAAUCUGAAUGGUGCCUACCCCAAGCUGGUGCCUUUCAGACCUGCAGGACGGCUGAUCUCUCCACCUCUGCUACUCUCUGUGAUUUUCAACAUUCUUCUCAGCCUGGCCAUGCAUAUUGCAGGAUUCAUCCUGGUUCAGAGGCAGCCUUGGUAUUCCAUGGAGAUACACAGUGCCUGUACAGUGCAAAAUGAAAGCAUCUCAGAAUUAACCAUGUCUCCAACUGCUCCAGAAAAAAUGGAAAGUAAUAGUGCCUUCACAAGUUUUGAGAACACUACGAUCUGGUUCUUGGGAACAAUCAACUGUAUCAUCGUGGCUCUUGUGUUCUCUAAAGGAAAACCAUUUAGACAGCCAACCUAUACAAACUAUAUAUUUGUCCUUGUGCUGAUAAUACAGCUUGGUGUAUGUCUAUUCAUUCUAUUUGCUGAUAUACCAGAAUUAUAUAGACGUUUGGAUCUGCUCUGCACUCCCAUCCUGUGGAGGGUCUCCAUUGUCAUCAUGCUCAGCUUGAAUUUCAUUGUGUCCCUUGUGGCCGAGGAGGCCAUUAUUGAAAAUCGAGCACUGUGGAUGAUGAUUAAAAGAUGUUUUGGCUAUCAGUCAAAAAGCCAGUAUCGGAUAUGGCAGAGGGAUUUGGCAAAUGACCCUAGUUGGCCCCCACUAAACCAAACCUCCCACUCUGACAUGCCUGAGUGUGGCAGAGGGGUGUCCUACAGCAAUCCAGUAUUUGAGAGCAAUGAAGAGCAACUUUGAAGGACAUGUAAUAUCCAAGGUGAUAUUACAGAGAAACAAUGACGAAAGGGACCAGUUUCAUUGAUUUUAAGAAAUGAGACUCUUGUAACAUCAGCUGGAGUUUUGGGGAUACCUGUCAAAUCAUGGUGACAAACUAAAGUCUGUUUGAUAAAAUACUUUCUACAGAGAAGAACAUCAGCCCAGAAGAGUGCUUUCCUCUUGGCUUGUGAAGGUACUGGAGGCAUUCAGUGAAGGCAAGAACGGGCCAAGAAUUGCUAUGGGCCAAGAGACAAGCAGGCUAAAGGGGAAAAAUAUGUGAUCUUUCUUCUUAGGACAGGACAAUACUUUCCUUUUUAUAAAAAUGAAUUAAGGGGAAGUAGUACUGUGUAUACUCAUGGAGUUGUAACAUGUUAAAGAGCAUUUUUGAAUUUUUACUUCAUCGAUGGAAAAACUAAUGCAUGGGAAACAUUACACCAGUCUUUACUGUCUGGGUUCCUUUCUUCUGUAGUGCUUUUCAGAGUUGAGGCUUUUUCUUCUGCUUCUGGCCUUACCCUACGUGUUAUUAAGGAUAAGCUCAGCCUAUGCUGCAAUAAAAAACACCUCUCAGAUA